UGGGCCCCUUAUAAGAGCUACUGAUGGGUAGCUACCAAUGUGUCUUUAAGAAAGUUUUCCAUGCUUAAACGUGUCUUCCAUUAUGUUGCAGGAGGCCAGAUGUGCCUAUAUCAUCAUCAUCAUGGCGGUGUACUGGUGCACUGAAGUCAUCCCACUGGCUGUUACUUCCCUCAUGCCUGUGGUAUUUUUCCCUCUGCUUGGAGUUCAGAGCUCUAAAUCAGUGUGCUUGCAGUACCUAAAUGACACAACCAUGCUCUUUGUUGGAGGGCUGAUUGUUGCAAUUUCUGUUGAACAGUGGAAUCUUCACAAAAGGAUUGCGCUGAGGGUCCUACUGAUUCUUGGUGUGAAGCCUGCACUCCUCAUGCUGGGAUUUAUGAUAGUCACUGCCUUCCUGUCCAUGUGGAUAAGUAACACAGCCACCACUGCCAUGAUGGUUCCCAUUGUCCAGGCUGUCCUGGAUCAAAUGGACAACACAGAGUAUGAUGUGACCAUGAUGGAACAAGCAACUGGGCAAACGAACACAGUGAUUGAGCUGGAGGAGAAGAAUGCAUCAGAUCCCUCCUCAGUGCAUGUCAUAAGCAAUGGACAAGUCCCUGAUGACCCCAGAUCUUCUGAGGAAAAGAAAAUGAGGAAGCGUGUGUGUAAGGGAAUGACACUUUGUGUGUGCUAUGCUGCCAGCAUUGGAGGAACUGCAACGCUCACUGGGACGGGACCAAACAUGGUGUUGAAAGGCCAGAUGAAUCAGUUAUACCCCAACAAUAAUGAUAUAGUGAAUUUUGCUUCCUGGUUUGGGUUUGCAUUCCCAAACAUGAUUCUGAUGUUGGUACUAGCUUGGCUUUGGUUGCAGUGCUCCUUCAUGGGACUCAACUUUAAAAAAAGCUGGGGCUGUGGGACAGAGAGAACUGCUAAAGAAAAAGCUGCGUACAACGUGCUGAAGGCAGAAAUGAAGAAAUUAGGCCCUAUCUCUUAUGCUGAAUUCAAUGUCCUCCUCAUGUUUGUUUUGCUGGUUCUCUUGUGGUUUUCCAGACACCCAGGCUUUGUAAAAGGCUGGGCUGCCAGGCUCUUCCCAGAAGGAGAAAAGUAUAUCACUGAUUCUGCUCCUGCUGUGUUUAUUGCCCUGCUACUGUUUAUCCUUCCGGCUAAUAAACCCAAAUUCAUAGGCUGGAAUCCAAGCAUGUCUGACCCUGAACAGACUGAAGAAGAUAUAAAAAAGCCAUUUUUAUCAGCCCCGCUGCUAGACUGGAAUGUGGUUCAGAGGAAGAUGCCCUGGAGCAUUGUGCUGCUGCUGGGAGGAGGUUUUGCUUUGGCUGAUGCAAGUGCAAACUCUGGGCUCUCAGCUUGGCUGGGUCAUCAAAUGACUCCACUAGGAUCUAUCCCACCAUGGGCCAUUGCAACGGUACUUUCACUUAUUAUCGCAGUCUUCACCGAAUGCACCAGCAAUGUUGCCACAGCCACCCUCUUCCUCCCUGUCUUCUCAUCCAUGGCUGCAUCUGUCAGGAUCCACCCCUUGUAUGUUAUGCUGCCCGGCACUCUCAGCGCUUCCUUUGCCUUCAUGUUACCUGUUGCAACACCGCCGAACGCGAUCGUGUUCUCCUACGGCCACAUCCGUGUUUUGGAUAUGGUUAGAUCUGGAAUAGUGAUGAACAUCAUUGGAGUCUUCUGUGUCACACUGGCCAUCAACACGUGGGGAAGACCUAUGUUUGAGCUGGACACGUUCCCAGCCUGGGCAAACAGCACAGCAAACCAGUGAGCAGCGAAGAAUUCACAUAUUGAACAAGGAAAGGACCCUAAAUACUGCUGCCUGUUGCCCGAAGCCCUGUGCAGAGUCACCACCACUUCAGAUCCAGUGUCAGGCGUCUCCUGCCGUCUGGGAGUCACACAUCAGGCCAGGCAUGAACCAACUCAAAUUUAUUCCAGUCGUGCUGGAAGCAAAUGUGCUCUUUAGUUACACAACCCUAAGGAUCAUUUGUCUGGAUCAUAAGUGUGACCAGGUGAUCCAUUGUACCUCCAAUCAGGGUCGCGACAGCAUUUAUCGAACUUUAAAUAAAGAGAGGGUGGGCUGUUGUAUCAAAUGGUUUGAACGAUUGUAUCACUGGUUUGUACUUGUAAAUCAUGAGCAUUGAGCACUGCACCCGGGCAGCGGCUGAAAACUCAUUAACUGUUACUUACGGCCACAACUUAGCAGCAGUGUGGAGAAAUCCCUGCUGUCACUUGUCCAGCAAAGGAAGGGGUAUGGUACGGUACGUUGUGUUUCAGUUGGGCCUUAACCAUGCAGCGGAAUCCUUCCAAGUCAACAUCCAACACGUUUUCCAUUGCCGUGUUCUCACCCCCAAAUCUCACUCCAUCUAGACACCUUUAUUGAGGGUUAGAUAACACAGUUCCAUGCUGGUCAUGAUUCAGCUGAUGAGUUAAGCCUGGCUUUGAGUUGCCUGUGCUGUGGCAGUGGCAGGGCCAGGGGCCUUUCCGUCUCUCUGCCACGGGAUGCCAUUUCACCUGCCAACCAGUGUUUUGUUAGUGCCAGACUGGAAAUGACCAGUGACCUACAGGACUUCAUGGCUGUUGUGAAAAGUCCAGGGUUAGCCCGAUAAGCCUUGUUAAUUAACUCUGGAAUUUCAGAGUGGAAAGAAGGCAUGAGAAAGGCUCUGACUGAAGCUCUUAUAAAAAUUCAGGGACCCAGAUAUCAGGGGUUGUGCUGUCUGACAGCAAUGGGAGUUGUCAUGGGUACUUUGGAGUUCAGGUCCUGUGAGAGAAGAGUUUUGUAGCACCUGUUUCUGUGAUUUCUGAAGCAGAAGUAGUCUGCAGGAGGAUGGUGUUGGACUGGGUGUAUUUGGCCAGUGACAGGUGGGUGCUUCAGCCCUGGAGUUUGAGUUGGGUGUGUGACAGUGGAGGGAUCUGGGGGCAUGGCCCGAGUUUUGCUGCCAGACUUGCUGGGCAGCCUCACACGAGUCAGUUCACCUCUUUUUGCCUCAGCUUCCUUUCCUUUAGAAGGUGGCUUGGUACCGAUCUACCUGGCAAGGGUGUUGUGAGGACAUAGGGGUCAAAUUCUGCACCCACGGUGAUUCCCCACCUCAUGGUAAAGGGUACAAGGUAGAAGUUACAGCACCAGAGAAUUAUGGCCAGAGGAUUCUACCCUCUAGCAUAGUAGUGUGUGUGUAGGAUAUUUAAUAGUUUUGUUACUAAUGAGAAUGUUCUUUAUAGAACUGGAAAAAUAUUCAUAUUUUUUGUUUUUAAAAGUGAGGAAAGUAUUUAUCCACAAGAUGACCAGGUGCUUUUCUGAGCAGAAAACUACUUCAGGAAUGGUUUGAUGUCUGUGCCUUUCUCUCCUGUUCUUCUCCACUGGCCCUUCCCGGGUGCCUGCAGCGGGCGCGUGGUGCAGCCUCACACCUCCCCGGUGGAGCGUGUGGGGAAACUGUUCCACUGCAGACUCUGCCUGAGGGAGAGGCAGCUCUAGUGCCGGCACGUGGCUUAGUCACCAAUGUUUGUCACCAAGUGAGUUUACCACUGUUUCUCUGAAGAAAUUGAAACCAGGAAGAGUUAAGCACCUUCUGUGCUUCGGCAGUCACCACUUGAGGUGAUUUGCACCUGUGGGCCUUUUCCUGCCUUCUGGUGGACGUGGCAGUGCCAGGACGGUUCACGCUGCCGGUCCUUACCGCUGGCCAACGCGGGGACGCCGAGCUCGCCUGCCUCCUUCCCUCAUCCUUGGAAGCCGGUUCCAGCUAAAAGCC
This is a messenger RNA of Athene cunicularia (burrowing owl), 3725 nucleotides long. It is a transcript of the gene SLC13A5, whose product is annotated as solute carrier family 13 member 5. The transcript is spliced from 11 exons. Gene Ontology annotation, biological process: monoatomic anion transmembrane transport; citrate transport. The record is from RefSeq and is a predicted model, not a curated record. Gene Ontology annotation, cellular component: membrane. The coding region runs from base 83 to 1750 and encodes 555 amino acids. Gene Ontology annotation, molecular function: succinate transmembrane transporter activity; sodium:dicarboxylate symporter activity; citrate transmembrane transporter activity. NCBI's taxonomy places the organism in Eukaryota, Metazoa, Chordata, Aves, Strigiformes, Strigidae.